AGGUCUCCCAGCUGGAGUUACAUGAGUCUGGGAACUGAAGUUGGGCCUUCAGAAGAGCAAGGGCUCUGAGCCACCUCUCUAGCCUCAGCUGUUCUGUGGAAGGGCUCUUUUCCUCAUAUUCUUUUGACAUAUUGUUUGUUUUCAGACAGGGUCUUAAGCAGCAGUCAUUGUCUAGAAUCGUCCCACCUUAGUCUCCCUAGGCUCUGGGUUUGUAGGACUGAGCCACACGCUGCCCACCUAGCUGCAUCAGCUUACUGAGCUCUACAAGGUUUCUGGAAGGUGAGAUGACCUUGACCAGUUCACAAAAAGGGAAGCCGAGGCACAGAGCCCAGGUUCAAACAGGCUGACUGGCCGCUAGCCCAUAUGGGUAGCCACCAGCCUCUGCUUCCCUUAAAUGAAUUUCCUUCCAAAAGCCAUGCCUGUUGGGGGGUGGGCUGUGGCUGCCAGUCAGGCAUGACAAGGAAAGCCCAAGCCUCUCUUGAGUCCUCCUGACUGCCUUCGUCUCCUUGGGGACUCUCUCUAAUGCCUUCUCCAUCCACUGACACCCCUAUUCCUGCCUGUGGUCAGCCCAAAUACCAGAUGGGGUGAAUAGCAGCCUUUCUCAAACAUUCCUCGUCACUGCGGCUCAGUUUAGGCUGGCUGAGGUUAUGAAAAUAGAGCUGAGGUGGUUGGAACAGGCGGGAAGUGGAGGGAUGGGCUAGCUGGGCCUUGCCACCCUAUCCAGCCCUCUGCCAGCCCUCCUCAGGGAGGGGAAGGGGGUGGUCAUCCUCCCAGGCCUUGUGGUAUAGCCGAGUGUGUGUGUGUGUGUGAGUGUGUGAGUGUGAGUGUGUGUGUGAGUCCUAUGCUGAGACAUGGAGAGCAGCUGUAGUCACAGGGGAUGUUGGAGCAAGUGAAUGCUGGGCUGGAGCUUGAGGAGAGGCACCACAGAGCUGACUAUGAGGCCUCAAGAGUUGCUGCUGCUUCUGAUGCUGAGGUGGACCAAGGCACACAUGGAGGACCCUGCCUUCCCGCACUUGGGUGACGGCUCACAGACCCUGCUGAGGGCCUGUCCUUGGCGCUGCUCCUGUCCCCGAGAUGACACAGUGGACUGUGCUGGUCUGGGCCUGAGAGUAUUCCCAGACAAUAUCACCAGGGCUGCUAGGCACCUUUCCUUGCAGAGCAACCAGCUGCAGGAGCUCCCCUACAACGAAUUGUCUCGUCUCAGUGGCUUGCGCACCCUGGACCUGCAUAGCAACCUCAUCUCCUCAGAGGGCCUGCCUGAUGAGGCCUUUGAGUCCCUCACCCAGCUAGAGCACUUCUACGUGGCCCACAACAAGCUCUCUGUUGCGCCCCAGUUCCUGCCACGCUCCCUGCGUGUCGCCGAUCUAGCUGCCAAUGAAGUGGUGGAAAUCUUUCCUCUCACCUUUGGGGAGAAGCCUGCACUCCGGUCUGUUUAUCUCCACAACAACCGACUGAGCAACACUGGUUUGCCACCUAACUCUUUCCAUGGAUCAGAGGCCAUUACCACCCUAAGUCUCUCCAGCAACCAGCUCAGCUACCUACCACCCAGCCUCCCAGCCUCCCUGGAGCGGCUUCACCUGCAGAAUAAUCUCAUCUCCAAGGUGCCCAGAGGAGCACUGAGCCUCCACACUCGACUCCGAGAGCUAUACCUCCAGCAUAAUCAGUUGACAGAUGGUGGUCUGGAUGCAACUACCUUCAGCAAACUGAGCAGCCUUGAGUACCUGGACCUGUCCCACAACCAGCUGGCCACAGUGCCUGAGGGUCUACCCGGAACCCUGACCAUAUUGCACCUGGGUCGCAACUGCAUCCGGCAGGUGGAAGCGCUGCGGCUGCAUAGAGCGAGGGGCCUGCGCUACCUGUUGCUGCAGCACAAUGCGCUAGGGGCUUCUGCGCUGCCCGCGGGGACGCUGAGGCCUCUGAGGGCUCUGCACACGCUGCACCUCUAUGGCAACAGGCUGGAGCGCGUGCCCCCAGCAUUGCCCCGCCACCUGAAGUCCCUGGUGAUGCCCCACAACCGCGUGGCCGUGCUAGGUGCGCGAGAUUUGGUUUCUGCGAGAAGCCUGGCUGAGCUCAACCUGGCCUACAACCGCCUGGCCAGCGCGCACGUGCAUCCCGGCGCCUUCCGCCGCCUGAGCGCCCUGCGCAGCUUGGACCUGGCCGGUAACCAGCUGAGCCGGCUGCCGGAGGGCCUGCCCGCCAGUCUGCGCUCCCUGAGACUGCAGCGUAACCAACUCCGGGCCCUGGAGCCAGAGCUGCUGGCCGGCCUGAAUAAGCUGCAGGAGCUCAGCCUGGCACACAACCGGCUCCGCGUGGGCGACAUCGGGCCUGGCACCUGGCACGAGUUGCAGGCACUGCAGGUGCUGGAUCUGAGCCACAAUGAGCUAUCCUUUGUGCCUCCUGACCUGCCGGAGGCCCUGGAGGAGCUGCACCUACAGGCUAACCGCAUUAGCCACGUGGGCCCAGAGGCCUUCCUCAGCACACCCCGCCUGCGUGCCCUCUCUCUGAGGGCCAACAGGCUUCAUAUGACAAGCAUCGCAGCUGAGGCCUUCCUGGGGCUUGCACACCUGCGUGUGGUAGACACUGCAGAAAACCCAGAACAGGUCCUGGUCCAGCUGCCACCCAAGGGCAGGGGGUCCUGAGCCCUGAGGGCUAGCCAAGUAGCCCUGAUGAACUAUGGACUAAGAAGUUCUCAGUUGGGGCCUUGGAGGCUGGGCCUGUUCUGCCCAGCGUUGGCAGACACUAGGAGCAGGUGUCUGUCUACUUGGUGGUGGUUGGGGGUUGAAGCAGGAAGUAUGCUGCCUUGAACAUUCUGGGGUGCACACUAUACCUUCCACCAGAUGGUGAUGGGGAAAAUAAACUGAACCCUUUUCUACAUUCA
Molecule: messenger RNA, 2878 nt
Organism: Mesocricetus auratus (golden hamster)
Lineage: Eukaryota; Metazoa; Chordata; Mammalia; Rodentia; Cricetidae
Gene: Podnl1
Product: podocan like 1
Exons: 10
Coding region: 894-2639 (581 amino acids)
Molecular function (GO): protein binding
Source: RefSeq, a predicted model, not a curated record